UACGGGGGAGUGAGAAGGAACAGCGCCAGGUACUUUCGUUGGUGUGUUGGUGAAACACUGUGCGGACAGGUGGGAAGUGUUUCCAGCAAUAUACGGAUAUGUUUCACCUGGAGUAUCCACAAUUCCGUGGAUUUUUUACCUGGGACGAAUUAGGAUGUUUAGCAAGAGGAUUAGGGUUUCCAAUUGAACUGUUCAAAGAUAACCUGGCUGAUGAGAUUGAGCAGGAGGAGCAUGGCCUCUGUAUGAAGGAAGUCUAUAAAAUGCUGGAUAAUCGACUUUUGGAGCGAGCUGUUCACCGAACCCAGAACCUCCACACGGCAGAGUGGAACAUGAAUGCCAUUCGCAAGGCUGUAUCCCUCCUUGACCACCGAGCUAUUUCGUUUGAAGAGUUGUAUAAUACACGGGUAGCCUACCAGGCUUACGAGGGAUUUGAUAUGAUGGGACUACAUAUAGAGAAGCAGACACUGCUCAACACACUCAAGAUGUGUCGUCGAAGCAUUGCUCCCAUGAAACUUGUUAACAGAGUGAAGCACAUGUCCAACCAACUGGAGGAGAAAGGUCGCAUCCAACUGUAUGAGUUCCUGGACCUGGUCUUGUGGUGUGGCAGUUAUGAAAACUUCUCCCCUGAAGAUAUUGCCUGCCCAGCUGGGAAAGAAAGAGAUCUCUUCAAG
Mizuhopecten yessoensis (Yesso scallop) is the source of this 671-nucleotide messenger RNA. RefSeq lists its product as uncharacterized. Lineage: Eukaryota; Metazoa; Mollusca; Bivalvia; Pectinida; Pectinidae. The annotation marks the transcript as partial. The transcript has 7 exons. The record is from RefSeq and is a predicted model, not a curated record.